This is a messenger RNA of Penicillium mononematosum, 1149 nucleotides long. RefSeq names its product putative mitochondrial carrier protein. Gene Ontology annotation, molecular function: magnesium ion transmembrane transporter activity. The transcript has 3 exons. Lineage: Eukaryota; Fungi; Ascomycota; Eurotiomycetes; Eurotiales; Aspergillaceae. Bases 1 to 1149 code for a protein of 382 amino acids. Gene Ontology annotation, biological process: magnesium ion export from mitochondrion. The record is from RefSeq and is a predicted model, not a curated record.
AUGAGCCUGACCUCGCGGGUGUUCGGCCUGUUCUCGACAGCGACCUCGGACUCAACAACACCGGUGGGGGACUCACAUACCUCGACAUGGACACAGCCGACCCCAACUGGUGGAAUCCAUGAUUCCUACCACACUGUUCGAAAUGACCUCGCGCUGUUGGAGGAAGAGGAGCCUCGGCCGCCAUACCUACAUGCGAUGUUGGCUGGUGGUACCGGAGGAACAUGUGGCGACAUGUUAAUGCACUCAUUAGACACAGUCAAGACCCGACAACAGGGCGAUCCGACCUUUCCGCCCAAAUACACUUCGAUGGGUCAGUCCUAUUCAACAAUUUACCGCCAAGAAGGAUUCUGUCGCGGAUUAUAUGGAGGAGUAACACCGGCCCUGCUCGGCUCGUUUCCCGGCACCGUGAUCUUCUUCGGCGUGUAUGAAUAUACCAAGCGUUUGAUGAUCGAUUCCGGGAUCAACCCCAGCAUCGCCUAUUUAUCAGGUGGUUUCUUUGCCGACUUGGCUGCAUCGGUUGUCUACGUGCCAUCCGAGGUGCUGAAGACGCGACUCCAGUUGCAGGGCCGACACAACAACCCCCACUUCGACUCGGGCUACAACUACCGCAACAUGCGAGAUGGGUUCCGUCAGAUCGUCCGCCUCGAAGGAAUUUCAGCAUUAUUCCACGGUUACAAGGCUACUAUCUUCCGCGACCUCCCGUUUUCGGCGCUCCAAUUCGCAUUCUACGAGAAAGAACAAUCAAUGGCUAAACAAUGGGUUGGCAAACGGGACAUUGGACUGGGAUUGGAGAUCUUGACAGCCGCCACCGCUGGCGGUAUGGCUGGUGUGAUCACCUGUCCCAUGGAUGUGGUCAAGACUCGCAUCCAAACCCAGCAAAACCCACCAGAGCCCCCAUCCGGUUCUUCGGGCGCCAAACAUAAUGGGCAAGCACAGCAAUCCCCCCCACCGGGUACGCCGCGACUUGACACUUCCUCCGUGUUCACGGGGUUGAAGAUGAUCUACCGCACGGAAGGUAUUGCGGGGUGGUUCCGCGGCGUGGGCCCACGCGGUGUGUGGACUAGCAUCCAAAGCGGAACUAUGCUGGUUAUGUAUCAGUACCUGCUCAAACAACUCGAGGCUUACCAGAUUAUGGAAGGGUCUCUGUAA